Messenger RNA from Cutaneotrichosporon oleaginosum, 1491 nucleotides. RefSeq lists its product as uncharacterized. The record is from RefSeq and is a predicted model, not a curated record. Lineage: Eukaryota; Fungi; Basidiomycota; Tremellomycetes; Trichosporonales; Trichosporonaceae.
CUCAGCCUACUCAGCUUCCGUCUACUCCCCGUGGACUUCGUUUUCCAACUACACCGGUCCAGUGGGUUGGGGAGACUCGUAUCACAGUGUUCGGCCGCAGCCUGGAGCAGAGCCACCCCGCCUCGUCCUGAUCACGGAGACCACCGGAGUGCGGGUCAACGGCUCACGAGAUCCCGCGGCCGAAGGGUCUGCCACGGAGAUUGAGUAUAGCGUCGACAAACUCAACACAGACCUGAGUCCCGAUUCUGUCGCGCCAGCACCAACAAACGAUUCCUUGUUGUCACUGCAAGACCUGAAGUGGGGCAUGCGCACCGUCGUUAUGAAGGCCAUGGACCCGGCGCGAACUUACACUGUACGCGGGGUUGCGAUCAGGACUCAAAUAAUGUCGAACGCAUCCUCAUGGAGUCAAGUUCCCGUAUCUUACGAAUCUUUUGUGGUUGAUGAAAAACCCAACCCACGCCUUCGCUAUGGGGGUACCAACACCUCCCACUGGCACCCAGAGAACCGAAGAACAUCUGUGAAUGGAGGUCCAGCAAUUGUCACUGAGCUGGUGGCUGGCAACUCGUCAACGGUCACAAUCCCCGUUCCACCUGGCACAACGUACCUUCUGCUCAAUGGUACUGUGGGCCCCGACAGGGGUGACGCGCUGGUCAAGUGGAAUCCCCAUCCACCCGACUUCCCCUCCGAGGGAUGGUACUUCAUUGCGACUUGCGGCUGGUCUGCCCCCGCACUGCUGUAUGCCAAGUAUCUGGAUCCCGAUGUGGUCUACAACCUUACGAUCCAGACACUAAGUAGCGAACUGUACAACGUGACCAACAUUGGGCUUCAUAUGCUCACGUACUACUCCGCUUGGGCAAGCGAGGAAUCAACGGUUGCUGCAGCCGAAACUGUGACAGCCACGAAGAAUAACCGUGGUAAAGUCAUCGGCGGGGCGAUCGGAGGGGUGCUAGGCGUCCUUGUCCUCACUGCCAUUCUAGCCCUCUUUUGGAGGCGUCGGCGGCGUCAAAGUAUGGCGGGCGCUGACUCGCCGCGCGACCUGGAUCACCGCACCUCCCCAUACAUGCGGGAGGUGGACGGCGGUUCAAUUCAUUCUGCUUCAUCCUCUCAGCACCUUCGCACUCUCCCUCCCUCGUACAACCCACAAUGGUCCUCACGUCUGCGCCUUGAUACAUUGUCCGGGGCCGCACCUCCCCUAUCUUACUGGAACGUUCGAAGGCUUCAACGCGGCCCCGCCUCGAGACGCAGUCGACCCUGGCUCACAUCCAGAGGCCCCAGCCCCUCAAGCGGCACCACCCAGCUUAACCGAGCAGGUUACGCCGGUCAACGACGUGCCGUUGUCAUCAACACCGAGGAGCAGGCGCCCACUUCCGACGCCCCCAAUCGGGUCCAAGUAACUGUGGCGUCUUUGACGGUGAAACGUCAAACUCGUGAUGGGAUAUAAGCUUUAGUCAGUUACCUUAUCGUUCUCAUUAUGCACAAUACUGCCAUUUG